UGUGAUUGCAAUCCCAGUGGAGUGCUCCCCGAGGUAUGCAACCCUGCUGGGAAGUGCCUGUGCAGGUAUGGAGUGGAGGGGGACCGUUGUGACCAGUGUCGCCAAGGCUACCAUUCCUUUCCUAGCUGUUUUGAAUGCGAUUGUGAUAUGUUUGGUGCUUCUAACCCAUCAUGUGGUUCUCGGGGUGAAUGUCUCUGUCGCCCUAACUAUGCUGGGCAAACAUGUAAUGAAUGUGCACCUAAUUUCUACAGCUACCCUCAUGCCUGCCUUGCCAAUGUUCAGCUCCAGGCUCAUUUCAGAGUACAUGUAACCCUGUGACUGGGCAAUGUGAAUGUCGACCAGGGGUAAUAGGACUGAAAUGUGACAGGUGCUCGUCUGAGUUGGAUGAUUAUCCAUAUUGUCAAGGCUUUAAUGGUGAUUGUAACCCCAUUGGGACCAUCAAUUCUCAAGCUGGCCACUGCCAAUGCCUGCCCAGAGUGGAGGGUAUAACCUGUGAUCAUUGCAAGCCACUAUAUUGGAAUAUGGAUAAAGAAAAUCCACAAGGCUGCAUUGAUUGUUCCUGUGAGGUAGAUGGAACAAUAAGUGGAAUAGGGAAUGUCACCAGACUGAUGGCGACUGCCAUUGUAAACCAAACACUUGCAGCACAUCCUGUGGAACCUGUGACGAUGGCUUUUUUUUCCUAGAAGGCAAGAAUUAUUUUGGUUGCAAAGGCUGUCAGUGUGAUGUGGGAGGAGCAGUUGGUCAUCUUUGUGAUGAAUCGUCGGGAAAAUGCUCUUGCAGAAAAAACAUUGAAGGCAACAACUGUAAAAUACCAAAGCAAAGCUUCUACUUCCCUGACCUUUAUCAAAUGAAAUAUGAAAUAGAGGAUGGCUCAAGUUCCGAUGGGAAGGCCAUUCGUUUUGGAUACAACGAAGAGGAGUUUCCUGGCUUUAGUUGGCGGGGAUAUGCUCAGAUGUCAUCCAUACAGAAUGAAGUUAGAAUCCCAGUUAGUGUGGGUAAAUCAAAUCUCAACUUAUUUCGUAUUAUUUUGAGAUACAUUAAUCCUGAAGUGAAUCCUGUGACUGGACACAUUACUGCUUUUAGAUCUCGGCUGAACAAAGGAUCAUUGGAUGCCAAAGAGAUCGUGUUCCAUCCAAGUAAAGAGCCAGCAUUUCUCACUGUGCCAGGAAAAAGCUUUGCCGAGUCAUUUUCUUUGACGCCUGGAAACUGGAUCAUUAAAAUUGUAGUGGAAGGAGUGCUCUUGGAUUACCUUGUGCUGCUGCCAAGUGAUUUCUAUGAAGCGUCCAUUUUGCAGCUAAGAGUUACUGAGCCAUGCAGCUAUAAUGGACUUACCGGUGAAAACUGUCUUGUGUAUCAUAAUUUGCCAAUGGAGAGGUUUAAAUGUGUUCGAGGUCCUGACAUGGAAUACUUCAAACAAGAUGGGAUAAACCGGCCAAUAAUUGUUCGAAAACCAAGCAUCGGGAGCCCACCAGUAGCUUAUAUUUCAGGAGGACAGGUGGAGCUCCGAUUCAGGGUAAACGUCCCCAAGGCUGGAUUUUAUGUGCUCGUCUUUGAAUAUGCCAAUGAAGACCCUCAGCAGUAUAUUCUUAAUGUGUAUACAGCCAGUAAUCCUUCUGCUGCAGCCAGAGUCAGGCUCUAUAACUGUAAAUACAGCUUCUUUUGCCGCAGUAUUGUGGUGGACAGCAUGAAUCGCAUUGCCACGUUUGAGUUGUUAUCCUACGUAGAAAUUCAGGUGACAGCAGCUUCAGUCAGCUUCUUGUUGCACUCAGUAUGUGUUGUUCCCAUUGAAGAGUUCUCUAUUGAAUAUGCAGAACCCAAGGUGCACUGUAUUGCUGCGUAUGGG
Molecule: messenger RNA, 1843 nt
Organism: Staurois parvus
Lineage: Eukaryota; Metazoa; Chordata; Amphibia; Anura; Ranidae
Source: the annotation of a GenBank genome assembly